UGACCUCUGAUAUCUGACCCCUGACCUCUGAUAUCUGACCCCUGAUAUCUGACCCCUGACCUCUGAUAUCUGACCCCUGGAGGGUUUGAGAGAAACCAUGAGUCCUGCAGCAGACACUGAGUGGAAGAAAGCCUUCAGGGUCAAAGGUUGUUCACCACAGAAUAAAUUAUAAUCUGAACAAUAAAAACUCAAUCUGACACUAAAUGAACAGAAAGUUGUUUUGUUUAGAUGUUAAUAAUUGAUGAGGAGUUAACUGAACUUUCUGAGUCAUCAGGAACUUUUCAACUUGUUAACACUGUCUGAUUAUUUAAACCUCAUUUAAGAAGGGUCAGUGAACAGGACCAUCUGGACCAGGGUCACCUGGACCAGGGUCACCUGGACCAGGGUCUGGCUUUAGCCUCUGUUACCAUGGAGACACAGCCGCCUCAAACAGCUGGAUGUUUUUCUGCUGAGUCAUCAGUAGAGCUGCAGGUGAUGCUCUGAUCAUCAGCAGACAGGCUGUGAGGAACAUCUGGACUCGGGUGCUGACCGCUCAACAUGAGAUUAUCAGAAUAACGGCGGCCAUCUUGAGAAGACCUUUUUGUGUGUCUGUGAUGUUUGUGUGUUCACUCUGCUGCUGUAUGCUGUGUCAUCAGGCCAUAACCCCUCAGAGAAAUCUGUAUUUGAAAUAAACAUAUGUCACAACACCGUGUUACCUGGACCGCUUUCUUCACCUGAACAGGUCAGUCUGUAGCUCCGCCCUGUCCUCUAAAUCCAGUCAAGAAAUGAUGACGGUUGUCACAGACAAGAAGAAUUCUGCAUGGGUCUGGGUCUGACCUGGUUCUGUUCCAGGUAAAGCCCUAACAGACGUUUACCUGGAAGGCGGAGCCUCCUGGGACCUGAGAGGACUCAGCUGGUAAAAGGACUGCCUUAAUUAAAACCAGAGUCCUCCUGAGAGCAGCAGAACCUGAGUGCUGAGAAGAGUCCUGCAGCACAGAAGCGAGGUUCUGAUGUCCUGCAGUCUGUUCUACAGCUUCUCCUCAACAGGAACAUCCUUCAGGUGUGUGACGACAUCAUGAACCGGUGGCGUCGUUCCGUGGAUGAGCUGGCUGCGGGGCGGAGACAGCUGGUGGAGUGUGAGCGCGCUCAGGACGCUCUCAGUCGAGUCACUUCCUGUUUCCAACAGCUGGUGGCGUCUCUGGGCAGCUCCGCCGAUGGGAGCUUCCUGCGAGAAGAGAUGGACGAGACCAGAGCACUGGCUCACCGGAUAUGUGCCGGUAUGUCAAGCCGUCUGCUAUCCCUGCUGUCAGACUCUAACACCACCCACUCAGGUGUGGAGGGAAGACAGGUGUCAGAGCGCCUCUGGGUCUUCUUCCUGUCUGCACUGGAGAACUUCCUGUCUGACCUCAGAAAGGCCAAAGACCUGAUUGGACAGUUUCCUCUAACUCAGCGCUCAAAUAGACGUUCACUGGUCAACACAGGGUGUACUGAUGGUCUGGUGGGAGUGGCAGCCCGGGUGGCUCUUGUUCAGGUUCCUUGGCUCAUUUUGGAGGCAGUGCCAAGUCCUGAUCUGACCAACCAUAUUGCAGGACUGGAGGAAAUGCUACAUGAGAUGCAGCUGAAGGUUCCUGUGGCGUUCUGGUCAGUAGAGGCGACACAGCCGGCGUGGCCUGAAGCUCACAGUGAGCUCCAUGAUCCAGAUGAUAGCCUGGAGGACCUGAUGGCAGUGGAGGUCAUCUCCAACAACAUGUCUGCCUGCUGUGGACUCAGCUGUGUGGGAUAGAACCUUCCAUCGGUCUCAUUGGGUCAACCAGCAGUUUGGUUCAGAAUAAAUAGGUUUUAAAUCCAAA
Messenger RNA from Austrofundulus limnaeus, 1829 nucleotides. RefSeq names its product regulator of G-protein signaling 9-binding protein. NCBI's taxonomy places the organism in Eukaryota, Metazoa, Chordata, Actinopteri, Cyprinodontiformes, Rivulidae. The record is from RefSeq and is a predicted model, not a curated record. Bases 1055 to 1762 code for a protein of 235 amino acids. The transcript is spliced from 6 exons.